AUGGGGGCACAUGCUAUUGUGAAGGUGGUGUUUGGAGCCGCCACCAAGUGGUCCAAACUACUUUCACUCCUGCUGCCGCCGUCACUGCGCCCACCGACACUACCAAUGUUGCCGGCUGAGCUCAUAGAGCUAAUCCUAUUGAGGCUUCCGGCCAGGUCCCUUGUGAAAUUCAAGAGAGUUUGCAAGUCAUGGAAAACCCUAAUCUCCAGCUCCGACUUCAUCAAGAACCAAGUUCAACUUUCAAUAAUGGCGGAACCAGCCAUUUCCGAACUACACUUGGUCUAUUCCAACCUUUUCCGAUACAUCAACUGCCAAAUUGGAUUUAUCCCCAUUCAAUCUCUGUUGGAGAACCUUUCUUUCGGUACCGAAGUGGUUUACUUCGCCGUGGAAGGUUAUAACGUGAACAUUACGGGCUCCUGCAAUGGGUUCCUAUGCUUAACCAAUCUUCCAAGCUUUGAUUUCAAAGUGAGGUUGUUGAAUCCUUGCACUGGAUUGGCGUCAGAAUGGUUGACACUUCAUUCUGAAUAUGACCAACAACAGAGACCUCUUAUCUCCACUUUUGGGUUUGGCUAUGAUCAUGUCAAUGACAAGUUCAAGAUUCUCACGGAUGGAACAUUUGUGACCGGCACCGGAACACUUAAUUGGCUAGCUACUAGAAUUGCAUCCUCUAUUACCUAUCCUGUCAAUCAAACUUGGAUAGUAGUUCUUUCUUUCAACUUUGGAAAUGAGAGCUAUGGUCAAAUAGCAUUGCCUAACGUUAAAGGCGGCAUGAUCCAUCGGGAGCCUGUGUUAGUAACGCUAAGGAAUUCUCUGUGUGUUUGUCAUGGAUACCAGUGUUCGGGGUGGGAUUUGUGGAUGAUGAAGGAAUAUGGAAAUGAAGAUUCUUGGACUAGAAUGUUGGUGAUCCCACAUGAGGAGCUUAUUCCUCAUGCUAUUGCCAUAAGACCAUUGCACAUAAUGGAAAAUGAUCUGCUUCUUGUUUUGGUAAGACGUCCUGCUUAUGCUUAUCGUAAAUGUUUAGAAUUAGUUGUGUAUAAUCCUACAAAUAAGGGUGAUAAGUUAGGAUAUCCUGUGAUCAACUACUACUCAUAUGAUGACAUGCCAGACUAUGAUGAUCCUCGCAGAUGCUUCCGUCUUUAUCGUGAAAGUUUGGUUUCACCAUCACACUAUGGUCUUAAAACUGACCAUAUGUGGCUCUAG
This is a messenger RNA of Arachis stenosperma, 1200 nucleotides long. RefSeq names its product F-box/kelch-repeat protein At3g23880-like. The record is from RefSeq and is a predicted model, not a curated record. NCBI's taxonomy places the organism in Eukaryota, Viridiplantae, Streptophyta, Magnoliopsida, Fabales, Fabaceae. Bases 1 to 1200 code for a protein of 399 amino acids. Gene Ontology annotation, molecular function: protein binding. The transcript has 2 exons.